Varroa destructor (honeybee mite) is the source of this 7801-nucleotide messenger RNA. Its product is annotated as protein SEC13 homolog. The record is from RefSeq and is a predicted model, not a curated record. Gene Ontology annotation, biological process: COPII-coated vesicle budding; positive regulation of TOR signaling; protein import into nucleus. Gene Ontology annotation, molecular function: protein binding; structural molecule activity. Gene Ontology annotation, cellular component: nuclear pore outer ring; COPII vesicle coat. Lineage: Eukaryota; Metazoa; Arthropoda; Arachnida; Mesostigmata; Varroidae.
GAAGCGGAGAAAGAUAACGAUUAAUUGAUUGCUAAAUCGAAUCAUGCUGUUGAUAUGUAAAUGGAUUCGUUGGUUGGAAAAAUUGACAGACUGAGCAGUCGGCCAGCACCCAGCGCCAGUUAAAAAGACGUCUUUCUUAUGCAUAAGGUAGAGCGGUAGUGUAGGUUGGUAAUAUGUGUAAAAAAAUUAUAUACGUAUGUAUAUACAUUAACUCAAAAGCUACGGGCAUAUCAGCUCAGCCACGAUGCUUGCCCUAUGUGUAGUCAACUCUUGACAUAAAUAAUUAUUAGUUUGAAAAUAGCAGUGACUAUAUAUGGAGAAGCUUGCAGAGUCGUAUUUGUUGGGAAUAGCGACGUAAUCGUGGGUUUUGAUUAUAUUUUGUCGCCUCUCAAACAUGACAAUUCACACAUACUCCGCAUCAUUGUUCAAUAAUGGCUGGUGCUUAAACUUAAUGACAAAUUAUUGGAUGCAAGUCAACACCUUUUUUAAAUGAUAUUGUUAAUUUUUUCCACACAAAAAUGCUAUUCACGUUUAUAAAUGCUGCUUAGUUCCCAAAGUAACCUGAAACUUUUGAUGGGCAUAAGGAUUACAAAAUCUGUAAAGACAAAAAAUUGAUCUAUCACACUUCAUCAACGAAAUACCGCCAAUCAUGCAUAAGUUUGUAUACCGUUACAUAUGUUUUUCUACAACCGAAUAACAUAUUAGUCCAGCGCGUAAUAGGAAUUAUGCAUUUCAUACAUACAUAUCUAAGAUAUCUAAGGAACACUCUUAAAAGUCUAAGAGUCGCAUACGGUGAGCCCUGUCCUAUUUUUCAUGUAGCCAUGUCGUUUUGGGAAUAGACUACAUUGUUAGGACUUUUUGCGGACACCUCUUGUUGCUAAUGAUAAGUUCAUUAGUAAUGUUUAUAUAUAAGAUACAAUACAUAUACCCAACCUACGAUCCUCAACUGCGUUCGCUUGUCAGCUGACUUAGAACAUGAUGUAAGUUAAGCUCUAUUACGGUGCGCACAGAUCGAUUUAAGCAUUUCGCAUCAUUCUUAUUACAUAGUAGUCCUAAUUUAAUCGAUAGAACGGAUGUGUACAUUGCGAACAAAAACGCGUAACAAACGCAUUGCGCUGCCAGUUGAAAAAAUUAAUGUAAGCUAUUGAACAAUAAAGUCCUCUUUUUAAAAGCGUCUCAUCAUGCCCUGGUAUAAUUGAUCCUCGACGAGGUCCUUCGGCUGAGCACUGUGUGCCAAAGUGCAUGUGUCAAGCCAUUUCCAGUAGUCACUUUCUAUCAACUUGAGCUGUAUAGCUUGUUUAGUCAACAGCCACAUGGAGAUUAAUAAUGGGAAUAAAUCGGAGAGUGUUCGGUGUCCUUUAAUGAAACAGUAGUGCAAUGGAUAUUGUACCGCAUCGUAUAUACCGUACCGUAUGUACUGUAUCCUAGAAUAGCGUUUGAAAUUAUAACGAGGAUAGAACGCAGUAAUGCAAACUCGAAGAGCCAUGGUCACGAUAGUAAACGCUGGAUAAAAGCCAGAUUGGUGUGUUCGCGAUAACUCUUAUUUUACGACCGGAAAGUUUAGCAGAGGUUGCUGAUUUUUUUUUUAAACCUAUAAUAACUCGAAGUUCGGCUGAUUUUAAGCCUUCCCGCAUCUUUGUUCAGCAGAGAGACAUAGCAGAGACAGGAACUUGUCCGGAGUUUAGAGAAAUCUCGAAAAUGUAAUGGCGACAGCUUAUUUUAAGCAUGAUGCCCAAACCGACGCUUACGGAUUGUACCUUGCAACAUGCUCGUCGGACAAAAAGGUGAAAGUGUUUGACAUAUCCGACAACAAGAAGCCCUUGUUGAUCAAAACGCUCGAAGGUCACGAAGGUCCUGUGUGGCAAGUGGCCUGGGCUCAUCCGACCUUUGGAACGAUCCUUGCCACGUGCUCCUACGAUAAGACGGUCAUCGUUUGGAAAAAGGGUCCUACUCCAGACGACUGGACGAAUAUCUUCACCUAUAAGGAGCAUACGUCAUCGGUAAACUCGAUCAACUGGGCUCCGCAUGAGUUCGGCCUGAUUCUCGCCGCUGGCAGCUCGGAUAUGACGGCCUCCGUACAUACCUGCAUCACCGAGACACGGUGGGAAUCGGUGAAGAUAGAAGCGCAUAACGUAGGCUGCAAUGCGGUCAGUUGGGCACCGGCCCUACAGAAUCGGCGCUUUGUCACAGGUGGCUGCGACAAUCUAGUGAAAAUUUGGAAGUUAGAUGAAGAAGCUCAUAAAUGGAUUAACGAACAUACUCUGGAGGGACACACUGACUGGGUUCGUGAUGUAGCGUGGGCACCAUGUUUAGGUCAGGGACGAAAUAUUAUCGCCUCGUGCGGCCAAGAUUGCCGUGUGAUUAUUUGGACCCAGGAGCGCGACCAGUGGCGUAGGAAGGAGCUUUCCCGCUUUAGAGACGUCGUUUGGUUGGUGUCGUGGGCAAUCACAGGGAAUGUACUCGCCGUGUCCGGCGGCGAUAACAAUGUCAGUUUGUGGACCGAGCGUGAAAACGGCGAAUGGGACACGUUCAGCGAAGUGAACAACGUGCCGAUGCCUCAACCUCUCCCACCGACAAGCCUAGUGCGAUCCUCACAUCAGCUGGCAGCAGCAAAACAGCUCGAUGCUGACUAGUCCGAAAUCAUAGGGUAUUAGUAGUUAUUAGUAUUAUUAUGCGGAAACGCAAGCCAAAGCUAAACCUAACGCUGUUGUUGGGUUCACAACGACCGUCGUUGUCCGGCAGAAGACAGACUGUUAAUGCUAGCUCAGGUCGUGUAAAGAACGACUAAGCGAGCAAUUUACAGAAAAAAAGGCAUCAAUAUGCGCAUGAAAACACUAUAAAUUGACGAAUAGUAAAUCGAACAUGAAGGACGUUGCAGGAAAAAUGCAAAUACUAAAUAAAUAAUGAGACAGCUGUUAAGGACUCGAACAGAAUGCAUUAAAAGUGAGAAUGGCACCCAGACGACGGCAACGAAAUGCGACACUGAGGCAAUGGAAGAAAAAAAAGCUACAUUAUAUCUUAGAGCGAGCCCGGGCGGGAUUCCACAUGCCGAUAAAUCCAGACAUAUAGCAGCGCACAAAGUCGUAGACGUCCACGUAACAGCUAUUAAUGUUCACGUAAGCAAUAUGUUGGGGCUUUCGUCGACUUUUUCUCGUUUGAUUCUUGUGAUUGACGAAUGUUGCAAUGAUGACAAUUGACGCUGCGUGAAUAUAUCGUUGCUGGAGGCGAUCUUGAGUAGGGGCAUGUAAUGAAACAAUUUAUUUCUAGGAGUAUAGGAUUGUGUGUGACCGCUGGGAGUUGCUUAGAUAGAUGUACGCACGCGCUCGCAACCAUGUCAGCCGUUUCCACCUAAUUGUUUUCUAUAUCAUCCAAGGAUGACUACAAGCGAAGACGGAAAUAUAAGUAGUAUAUAUAUAUAUAUAUGUAUAUAUAUAUGCAGUACAUAAAUCCGCUUCGCUUGACAUGUGCGAUGUUGCGAGCGGUCAAGGGAGGGAUUGAAGCCCUUAGAAAUUAAAAUGAACGGAGGAUGACGUACAAUAAAGUUUUUUGUAAGACGGAAUGUUUUACGAAUGGCCUAAAAUAUAAUACAGUCAAGCAACCAUAUAAACGAUGUUAUAGAACACAUACUAUGGUAGUCUACAGCAUAUAAUGAGGGCUAAGCUGUGCCUCUGUCAUGACUUAAAUGUAUAAUGUUAUAAGUUGCCACAAGUUAACGGCUGUCCAGCUUAAUGCGAAUGGUCCCGGUUAGAUCGAAUGCGUAACACAGGCUGGAAGAGAGAAAGGAUGAAUAAGAAAUCUCAGCUAUUGAAUACGGCUUGGUCUAAAUUUCGACUGGUUUUAUGUUACAAAUGAUUUUGCAUUGCACAGACAUAUGCUAUUUUGUGUUCUUUGAAGUUCUUUACUAUUACAAAAAAAAAGAAUACUAUAAUUGUUUUUUGUAUUCCUGAGUCUAAUACUUACAAUGGCAACUUAGUACCGUCGUUUCCCAAGUAUUAUCAGCCCUUUCGAGCAAGAUUACUGGUCAACUAAACUUCUAUGUAGAUCAUUCAAUUGAUGGCAAUUUCCUUCUUGCCUGUUUGGUUUUGAAACAAGGCUUCAAUGUGUAUCUUGACAUUGUCGCAUCACAUCUAUGUUCGAACAUUUUUUUGUACAUGACUUUAUCAUUUAUGGAUUUUUUCUCUUUGUCUGAUGCCGUAAUUAAAUUCAUUUAGUUCCUUGGUGAACAGCUGCUUUGGCUCGUACCUUUAAACACUACCAGGUGAAACCAUUGUAUUGUGAGCGAGACGCGGUAUAACCAAAAUUGAUUCCUUCAGCGAUAAUUUCAGAUACACACGUGACCCUAUUUCUGCACUUAACACAUGGCGUCUGAGAGAAAAAUGUACUAAGAUUCACGGUUUUAUAUCUGCUCCAUCUUACCGCCUGUAUUAGCGUCUGUUGUAUUGUAUAUAUAUAUAUAUAUAUAUAUGCAUGAUGUACUUGUACUAACAUAUUCACUAUUUUUGCCAAAUUCGAUAUUCGAAACGCGUUUUGGCGUCACGCUUUUAGCAGCUAUACCCAAAUAUUCGUCAUGUGGGUUUGGCACAUUAUUGGUCACCGGUGGAUGUACGUUCGUCGGCGUUCCUGUGUAGGUAACAACUAGCGGUAGUAUAUUUGAAUACUGCCACGAUGAUAUGUCUGUAUCGAAUCAAUAGUUUACGCAUAAAAAAGAUUUACGCGCUUUUAGAAAACAAAUACAUUUUACUCGAUUUAAAAACUCUUGUAAAACUUGCCAUGCCAUCCAGGCGAAAUUAAAGUGAAAUGAGGUGCUGAACUAUUGUUGAAGUUAAGCUUUUGACAAUAUAACAGGGGAAAAGUGACCUCAUAGCGUUCUGACGCGAUCAACGGGAGACCCUAAGUUAGCUUCACAAUAGUGUGAACACUUCUAGCUUGCGUAGGUGAUAUAACGGCAUACAAAAGGAUUCAGGUUUAACAGGAGGACGGCAAGAUGAAGGCAGAAGUAGGCUUACAAUUGACCGAUAAGGUAUCCUACACUAGGAGACAUCAAGUGAACAGUUAAAAAAAAAUAAGGCCUACAGUUCAAAUAGAUGCGACGUCGAUCGUAAACCAACAUUUCCUCCUAACUGAGGACCUUUUUUCAAACUGUAGAUUUUUUCAACACUUUUAUAGGCGGUUGGCAAAUACGUUACAUCAAACGUUUGAACCGAUCAUUUAAGGGUUUAGUUGUGAUAGCAGAACCGGACAAAUUUGGAUGAUUAUUACAAGGAAACUAUAAGAUUCUGUUAUUAUCUUUAUUCCAAAUGUAUAGAUUGAUUCUUAGUUAGCUCUGCUAGCCAUCUCACAAGUAAACAGAUUAACAUUAAGCCACAUAUAAUGUUUUUUGAUAACUCUCCUCAUUCAAGCACAGGUACUUUUUGUAACUCAUGUGCAUUAGUUCUUUUCCUUUUUCGUCACCUUUUAGCGUAUCAGCGCCUACUAUUAGGCUAAAUUGAUAAACACAUUUUUAAUUGUAAAUAGGAACAUCCUGGCUGCCUAUGAUGUACCUAAAAACGAAAUUCAUUAAUCAUCAUAUUAGACAAAUCAAUUUAUCUAUUUUAGUUAGCCACUAAAUACGUCGAUGCGAACAUACGAGGUAUAUCGUAUGGCGACAGCAUCCACAUUUAACAAAUAAUAGGCCUUUGAACUAAACCACUUACCCGUUUUAUAUUUUGUGUGCAUGAAGGAUUUCUAGAGAGGUUGUAUGGGUGUUUCAGCGGGCCGUUCAGAAACCAACAAGCGGUCAAAGAUAGAGCCGCUAGAAGUUGAUUGAAACGGUGAUAAAUAUAUAGGUCAUCAAAACUCAACUUCCUCGAGUUGAGCAACUGGUUCUCUUGUGACAAGCUGGCAUUACCCUUGCUCUGUAACAUCUACGUCAAUUACUGAAGCUGUUCGUUUGAAUGUCGCGUAUAAAAGCCGUGAACGCAUAUUUAUCAUCGCAAAAAUUGUAUAUAAAAUGAAACAGUGUUUGUAAAAAAUUGCUGGAGUACGUGCAAUGUCGGCGAAAUUUCCUACGCCCACCCGUAUGAAAGUGACAUCCGAGACCCUGCAAGUUACCUGAAUUAUCUGGAAGAUCGAAAAAUUUUGUGCGAUCCUUUAAAUGACGCAAGAUUCCAGAUAUUUUUAUGUGCAUAUGGGCUGCUCAAUUAGGUAACAAUGUUGUACGUUAUUCAUGUAUUGCAUCGCCUGUGUUAUAUAUAUAUAUAUAUAUAUAUAUAUAUAUAUAUAUAGUAAGUGCUUAAGCUAAAAAAGCAUACGUGUGUCGCAACGCAUGAUGCUAUCGCACAAUUAGCAAAGGCAAGAUUCGCCUAACUCAUCUUAGAAAUAUAGUUUAGGUACCAGCACAAAGAAAACUAACCAAUUCUAUUAUUUGCCCUCAUAAAAAAAUAAUUUUUCCCAGUUUUAGCUAAGGUUAACUAAAGACCUUCUGAACUGAGGCAUUUGAGAGCUCCAUAUAUAUAUAUAUAUAUAUAUAUAUAUAUAUAUAUAUAUAUAGAAUGUAAAAUAGUUUGGAGUCUUUGAUUUUUUGUUCUUUCACUGCACUUGAGAAUAGGAGCCACGGCUGAAAUUAAUAUUGAGCCAUGAGUAGGGUGUUUCGUACUUUUAAUGAGUUAACAGACAACUAUCGCAACGAGAAAGGUCGAAUUUGGAGAAGUUGUCUUAGACGAUAUCGCGACUAGAGUAAAAUAGUACGGAUUGUGUCAUGCGAUCACUAUAUUACUCCGAGUGUGCAUACAAGGCAGAAGGGCAGGUUGCAUGAUGAAAGAUAACGCGGAUUAAUUAAGGCCAGCACGUUAUAGAUAAAGCGGUUUCUAUUGAAUUCAAUUUUAUCUCGCGUAUAUGUGUAUAACGUAUAAGGAGAUGAACGUUUUCAUUUGCCUGUCAGUUGGACUCUUAUUUAGACCGCUGAGGCAAGCGGUUACACCAAUGGGUACCAAACCUUGUAACAAAGAAAGCCCAUUAACAAGCAAUGAUUCUUGACAACUGACAUCUUGUAAUGUAACGAAGGCAGGAUUACAAUGUUUAGUAAAAUUCGGCCAUUUUAUGUAUGCACAAGUAGUGAAUGAUGAUAAUGCUACCGUCACCCUAAGUAGGGAAUAAUGAUGAGAAACCGAGACGUAUUUCCCACACUUCGGAUUUGGCAUGAGAUCUAUAUAAUGAUUCAGCCAGAUCCAUAUACAUACGUGUGGCUUAAUCAGUACGCUUCAAAGUGUGAGUGUACGCAAGAGCUUGCUUUGUACAUUUCUUGCUUGUUAAACGACCUCUUUGUAAUAAGAGUCAAGGCCAUACUAAGUGGCUAUCGCGAAUUCAAGACUACAAGAUAUGUAGUUAGCUAUAAAGCGGUCACCUAAAUUAUAAUAACGGAGGAUGCAGGGGAAAAAGACGGAAGCAUUUGGUAUUUAUUACCUAUCCAAACCGUUCAGGAAGAUUAUGUGAAUGCCCUCUGACACCACACCCAUAAUUUAGCUACAUGAUUUAAUACAGCGCUGAACAAUGUAUGUAACGAAAGUGCAAAAACAACGAGAUGAGAAGGUUAAACAGAACACUGCCAGAUGACUUUUAUUAUUGAUGCCAUUAUUGUCUUGCUUUUAUUCCAGAGUAUCGAACGAUUUAUAAAGAACAAAUUAUAUAUUAUUUCUACGUUUUAUAAUAGCUAAAUAUGUAUAUAUGUAUAUCCGAAAGAUUAAAAGAUGGCGAAAACUAUUGCGAUGAUACGUGUCGUCUUCACAGAGAUCAAUGAAAAUAAAGAGUUUUGUUUGACAUUCGA